AUGGAAGAAGAACAAUUAGCUUAUAACUCUGACUCGGGAGAAGAACAUGUCGACAUUGAUGCUAUGUCUGAUGAUGGUGGGGCCUAAGUAGGCUGGAUCAAGUGGUUCUGCUCUUUAGAGGGUCACGAGUUCUUGACUGAGAUUGAUGAAGAUUUUAUCAAAGAUCAAUUCAAUCUUUAUGGUCUAUAAGCCACCUUCCCCAAGGAUAAGUUCAAGACUUGCGUCAAGAUGAUAUUGUCACCACUUGCACCAAAUGAAGAGGAUUUAGCUGAUGAGCAUUUCCUAGAGCUCAAUCAAGAAGCAAGUGACUUGUAUGGACUUAUUCAUUCCAGAUACAUCAAUACCCCAAGAGGUAUUGCAAAAAUAUACUAGAAAUUCCUCUCAGGUGUUUAUGGUUAUUGCCCUCGAGCCCUCUGUGAUAAGCAGAAAGUCUUGCCAGUAGGAUUAAGCGAUUCACUCAAAACUUCUAGAUUCAAGGUCUUUUGUCCCAGAUGCGAAGAGGUUUACCUACCUAAAUUUAGAAAUGUCAAUAUCGAUGGAGCUUACUUUGGUACAAGCUUCCCCCAUGUUUUCCUCAAACACUAUCCAGAAGCUGUAAUUCUUCCACCUAAGAUCUACUUAUAUGAACCUAAGAUCUAUGGAUUCAAGAUCUGUGGAAAGAGAGGUUCUAAGUAUCACAAGCCAGCUGAAGGAACCAUCAAGUACGUUGAAGAUUCCCUCACUGGUAUAGACAAGGAAAAACUUUACAAAGAAUUCAAGUCAUAAAAUAAAGAGAAUUCAGGUUCAUAAUAGCAACAAUAAACUGCUACUGCUGAUUCAGCUAGAGGCGUUUAGACCUAACUUAAGAACCUUAAUCUAGGAGCAGAGCAAAGUACUAAGACCUAGAUCAAUUUUAAUUAAGCAUCUCAAAAUCCUUCAACAACUAGAAAAGACGGAAAUGAAGAUAGUGAAGCAUCUGUUAUCAACUAAGGUGGAAAGAACAAGAAGAAAAAUAAGAAGAAUAAAAACAGGCAAUGA
Messenger RNA from Stylonychia lemnae, 1017 nucleotides. The record is from the annotation of a GenBank genome assembly. Lineage: Eukaryota; Ciliophora; Spirotrichea; Sporadotrichida; Oxytrichidae.